CCGCCGUCGCUGAUCGCAAACGCACCUCGCUUCCCUUCUACCUCCAUUCAUUCCACCGGCCCAUUCGCUCGUUUCCUCCCACAUCACGCCACCUGCCCUCGAUUCCUGCUACACCACUGCGCCCACACCUCUCUCUAUCAUGACCGAAGACGCAUCAACUCCACCCUCCAUGGCAGAUCGGGAACGGAGGAGAGGGAGUCUGGCGAGGAGGGCACUACAAAGUGUGCGGGCUGUAAUGAACCGACGGAGUAGCGGCAUCAGGAGCCCGACAGCAUCUUCGAGCGCCGAGGUCAGGAAUGUAGCGGCCGUGAGGAUAGUGGAGCCUACAAGCAGUGCAAGUGUCGGGGCCGAAAGAAACGACAUUCCGGGCAGCGUCAUAGAGGAUGUAGGACCUAUAAGAGCGGUAGAAGCUCCGGUGGUGUCUCUUGCUGCUAUGCGCAAUACAAUCGAAGUGGAUAACAGUGACGACGACGAAACCGUGGAGCCAUUAUUACCGAUGAGAAUGGGACGGUCUGGUCUGUCGACAGAGAAGGCGCGAGAACUGUUCGCUCAGCAUGGGUUCCACUAUGAGCUCCGAGGCUUCCAGCCGCAUCAGGAACCACCAAACAAGAUACGACGUGUGGAAAAGCCAAUCCGACUACGAGUCCAUUACACAUGUCACGAGUGUCAAAGGAAAUUCGGCGUGGAAAAGACGUGUCUGCAAUGUGGGCACCAGCGAUGUCGAGUCUGUGCAAGAGAUCCACCGCGAAGAGUGAAGGAGUUGUCAGAUCGCUCUCGAAAGUCAAUGCAGGCAGAUGAAGCUGCCAAGGCAACCGCUGCUGCUGUUGCAUCGACGGAAACUUGUGCCAAAGUGCCGGCCAUUGAGCCAGCAGUCCCUGCUCCCGAGAGUGCUCCAGAGAUGCUUACUGGUCCAUUGCUACUGGAUGAAAGCUCCGAGUACACGACCGAGCCACUGCCAAAGGACUUUGAGUUCACCAUGUACGCCCGACCUCGAACAGGCAUCCAGACCAUGUGGAGAGCCGACUCACGGCCAAGAGUCCACAAGCAAUCUCAUAGCGCUUCACUCACAUCGUCAGAGGAUGAUGUACCUAUGGUCAGAACCGUCAAGCGAGUGUAUCGAAAACCUCGUCAGCGGGUGCGAUAUACUUGUGAGAACUGUUCGACUCUUUUCAUCGAAGGUGUCCGUUGCUACCAGUGCGGGCACGAACGAUGCCAGCAUUGUCAUCGUGAACCGCCCAAAAGAACGCCUCCACAACACGACCCCGAAGUGAUGCGAUCUCUCGCUGCCAGAAUCGCGUCCUAUAACUACGGCCAAUCUUCUGGCGUUACUGCUUCAGGAUAAGAAGAACAUUGUUAUGAGUUUGGUUCUACUUUUGGCUCUUGCAUUUUUCAUGCGAUUCUUUCGAUGCUCAUUCACGAUACCAACUUGUGCUUUCUUCCUACCGAAUCGAUCGUGAUUUAAUUGGUGGGAUUCUUUUCGAUUGAAGAAUUAGGCUUUGGGGGAAAUAAAGAACCGACAGGAAAACAUCACUUUAUUGAGAAGAAGAAGGAAAAAUGGAAAUGGCAAGCAUUGCAUUCCAUUGCAUUUGAGAUAGAUCCACAGCAUACCCUUAUCCUUACGACGCAAAAAGCCUGUGGUAUAUACUACACGUAUGUACCAC
Molecule: messenger RNA, 1661 nt
Organism: Sphaerulina musiva SO2202
Lineage: Eukaryota; Fungi; Ascomycota; Dothideomycetes; Mycosphaerellales; Mycosphaerellaceae
Exons: 2
Coding region: 140-1342 (400 amino acids)
Source: RefSeq, a predicted model, not a curated record